Messenger RNA from Nymphaea colorata (pocket water lily), 1262 nucleotides. RefSeq lists its product as uncharacterized. NCBI's taxonomy places the organism in Eukaryota, Viridiplantae, Streptophyta, Magnoliopsida, Nymphaeales, Nymphaeaceae. The record is from RefSeq and is a predicted model, not a curated record. Gene Ontology annotation, biological process: gravitropism. The transcript has a single exon. Bases 576 to 1121 code for a protein of 181 amino acids. Gene Ontology annotation, cellular component: nucleus.
CAGCAGGUCCCUUCAUCAUUCAUCAAAUUGAUGUUUACACUACGUCUUGUCUCACACCAAAAAGGCCAACUGAAGCAUCAUUUUCAUCCCAAACUUUUUUGCAGGCCAAACCCAUUUGCAUUCAGAACUUUAUAGAUUUAAUGUCUAGAGGUGUGAAUCCAGCAAGAAGAUCAAGAUCGAGAAACUCAUAUACGGAUGCCGGAGAAGCCUUUUGGUGGCACAAGUUUAAACAGUGUUUAGACCCAGCUGCCCCUUCAGCCUGGCUGCAAAAGGUACAGCUUUAGUACUAAGACCGACAACUCAAGGCCUACGCACAAGCAUCCCAAAAGGCAAAAAAGGAGCAAACCAACCUACACGUGCAAGUGUAAUGAUUAUACAUCCAUACUUCCCUUCCCACGCAAGCAGCAAUUCAAACAAAACCCCAUCUAGCCUGGAAAAGAGAGAACAAACAACGUGACCGCUUCUUUCUUCCUACCUCACCACCAACACGGCAUGCUCAAUACAAAUAGGCACACAGUCCAUCGGCUAUUCAUGCACACUAACAGCCCCUUCGCACUUUGUUCCAGCUCUUGCACAUGGAUCAGAGAGAAUUACAACUCCUGCCAGAUAAAAGAUCGACAGGUAAGACACCUGAGUUCCCACCGCCAUCAGUAUAUUGCAUUUCUUUCUCUGGCAGCACUCCAGGAUGCAGCAACCUUCCAUCAACUGAUCUGCAACUCUCAAUCUCUCCCCAACCUGUCAACAGCUACAGCCCUUCAGCUAGACCAACUAGACACCAAGCAUUUCUCCGUCGAGGCAGCGAACAUGGAUUUGAGAACAAUAUGAAAGGAUAUGAUGAAGCUAGGAGUGAAAUAUGUUGUGCAGAAGCGAUGAAAAGACAAGCAGAGGAGCAGCUACGGCUUGCUGCUGUGGAGAAGGCAUAUGCAGAGAAGGUAAGAGAGUUGACUAGACAGGAAAUGGAGUUGGCAGAGUCUGAAUUUGCAUGUGCAAGGCACAUGUGGGAGAAAGCAGCAGAGGACAUGGAGAGAGCACGGGGGAUGAAGGAUAAGGCUACUCGACAUGUUGAUUCCAAUGGAAUGGAGAUGACUUGCCAUGCAUGUCAGCAACAGUUUCGAGUAUAGUCUUCAGAGAUCAUAUGAUAAAAUCUCAAGAUGUUCAAGGAAAGAGCAUAAAUCAAGGGCUUGCUAGGAAUUCCUGUAAUCAUCAUAUGUACUUUAAAUUUUAAACAGUGUGCAACUGGACAUUACGGUCUUAUUUUUCUU